Molecule: messenger RNA, 1383 nt
Organism: Aplysia californica (California sea hare)
Lineage: Eukaryota; Metazoa; Mollusca; Gastropoda; Aplysiida; Aplysiidae
Product: steroid 5-alpha-reductase DET2
Exons: 10
Coding region: 122-994 (290 amino acids)
Biological process (GO): lipid metabolic process
Molecular function (GO): oxidoreductase activity, acting on the CH-CH group of donors
Source: RefSeq, a predicted model, not a curated record
AAAGGGGUUUGGUCGACAGCCCGUCGACAGGCGUAACCAACUGAGUGUGAACUUCUGAGUUGAAGAGAAAAGCUGUGGCAGUGCAGAUUGUAUUACCAGUUAUUGAUUCUUUGGCUGCAAAAUGACGUUCCACGUAAUUCCUUAUUCUUUUUAUGAAUCGGGAACGACAUAUUUCUGGGUACACUUUGGACUGGUGAUCCUCGGAUUUGUUGUUGCUUUGGCUACGUGCAUUGGCCAGUGGGUCAAACCUGCGCCGUACGGUAAACAUGAAAGAGAGGAUCCUAACUGGGGUCCAAAAAUUCCCCAGAGGCUGAGCCACAUCAUCUCUGAUGCUCUCACAGGGAUCAUUAUGUUUUCAUUGGUUUUCUUUUUAUACAGCAGAGAGGUUGCCGACAAAGGUGUUCUCAAUUAUGUUUUCUAUGGACUAUUCCUGAUUCAUACACUUCACCGAGGCCUACUGCACCCAUUGACUAUGAGAUACAGAAGUGCAACAGUUCCUAUUGGAAUCACCAUCGGAGGCCUGUUACCAAAUGUCCUUUACCAGUGGUUAAUCGCCAACCAUAUUGGUGUUGCAGGCUAUGACAGUUCAUAUCCCUAUGACCCAAGGUUCCUGCUGGGCAUCCUACUCUACGUGAUUGGCUUUGUCAUCAACCGUUGGGCAGACUGGAAGCUGAGGUCGCUGCGUGAGAUUAAAGGUCAAGAGAAUCACAGUUCCAUGAUAGACGGUGGUGGUGGUGGUGGUGGUGACGGCUGUAAUGGAUAUUACAUCCCAUACGGAGGCUUAUUUGAUCUUAUUGCCUGUCCCAACUACUUUGGAGAACUGGUGCAAUGGAUUGGGUGGACACUAGCCACCUGGUCCUUGUCUGGUGUGGUGUGGACCUUAUUCUGCGCUGCUACGUUUUUUGCUCGGUCCAGGCACAACUUGCAGUGGUACAGGGAUCAGUUUCAACAUUAUCCUCCAAAUCGGAAAGCUCUUAUUCCGUUCAUAUUUUGAUUUUCUUUUUCUUUUACCAUAAAAUUAAGAAAAAGGUGCUCCAAUUCUCAGUUAUGUGUUACGUGUACUGACUUUGUUCCAUAUUUCUGUGAAUUUGGUUUUGUUUGUAGGCUUUGUAAGAGUUUUAAUGUUAAUGGUUAAAGAGUACACAUUGUCAAGAUCGGGUUGAUUGAAGAAGAAAUGUUAUAUUUUUGUUAUGUCACAUUGCUGUGAGACAUUUUGUGAUCUUCUUUCCUCUACUUUCAGCUUUAUUCCCAGACACUGUUAUAGUAGUGCUGGGUACCAUGUCGAGGGGAUUUCCUUUCUCCAGAUACUUUUAUUGUUUUGUUUUGCUCCAAUUCUAUACCUUUUGUAGUGGAAGUAUGUAUAUUUUGUGUACACUUUUUUAA